This is a messenger RNA of Astrephomene gubernaculifera, 3275 nucleotides long. Lineage: Eukaryota; Viridiplantae; Chlorophyta; Chlorophyceae; Chlamydomonadales; Astrephomenaceae. The record is from the annotation of a GenBank genome assembly.
CAGGAGGUCUUCUGGCGGGCGGCGGCAGUGGUGAUGAUGGUGGGGGCGCGGCUCGGGGCAUGGCGGCCUUCAUGGAAGACCAAAAAGAGCAGCAGUUGGGUGCCCGGCAGGAAUCCCGGCGCCAGGAGCGCCACCGGGCGCGGGAGCUGCUGGAGGAGGUGGCGCCGCGGGAGAGCGGCAGGGACAAAAUGGUUGCGGAGCGCGCCGCCCGGCGGGAGCUGGCUCGCAGCCGCGACGACGAUGGCCCGGGCGGCUUCGUCCCGGGAGGGGGGCGGGGCGGCGAGGAUGCACUGAUGGGCGGGGGGGACAGCUGGGAGGCAGCCAAGGCCAGGGAGGCGCGUCGCGCGGAGGCCGCUCGUCAGCGCGGGGUGGUGCGGGGCGAGGAGGCGGCUGCGCGGGCCGCUGCCUACGCCGCCAAGGAGGAUGAGAAGCUGGCGGGGCUGCGGGCACUGUUAGCCAAGGGGCCCAUAACCAUCGCCAAGAGGACACAGUAGGGCAGGAGGAGGAGGGGGUUAAGAGCUUUGAACUAGACAAGGCUUCACGGAUGAGGAGAAGGAAGAGGAAGAGGAGGAGGCGGAGGGAGAUAGUGGUGGUGCUGAUGCGGGAUGCAGCAGCGCAGCAGUUGUGCUUGUUGAGCAGCGGGGCAGGGGUGUAGGGUUGGGUUCGCCAGAUCCUAUUACCGUCAGUGCUUGGAAAGCACUGUGGCGGUCGUUCAUUACCCGUAAUCAGCGACCAGAAGGCGCUGGGAAUAGGAGCCCCACAAGAAGGGCAAUGUGGGUGGCGGUAGUGUGGUGGAGGUGGAGGUGGGCAGAGGCCACCUCUGGGUUGGCGCCCGAGUUGUGGGGCGGGAGGCGGGUGCUGAGAGCAGAAAAGCAUUGGAGGGGCGGUUCGUUGGUUGAGGUGUUGCUCUUUUGCCUGCAAAAAAGGGUUACUGGAGAUGUAAACGCAGGAUGGGCAUUUAAACUCCAAUUGUCAGGCUGCAUGCGCGGUGUCUUGCCUUGGCUUCGGAUCGGUUUGCAUGACUCAGGCAAGCAUACGCCAAAGGCCGCUAUGCUUAAUGCAUUCUCCAUGGCUUAGACCUUUAGUCCUUACAUACUUCUCUUUAUCCAGUAUAAAUGGUGUGAUAUCCUUCCUUCGGUAACUCGAAUUGAAAGCUCUGGUGGGCUGCUCACCUUUGUUCAAGCCUCAUGUCAGCUACAGCAUCUGCAGACAAGGCGGAAGGAGCUGCGAAGAACGGCGGGGCUUCGGAGUCUUCCGGGGGUCCUCCUGCUAAGACAUGUUGCGUAUGCGGUGCAUCCCCAGCACCCGGAAAGCGGCUACAGCGCUGCACUGGAUGUCUUUCUGCGCUUUACUGCAGCCCGGCAUGCCAGAGAGCCGCAUGGCCAGAGCACAAGCCAGAAUGCUCGCGGUGUAAGAAGUUUGACGUCCAUGCCGCAUCACCCCUCUUUGCCGCGCUUGCUUUCCUGCCGAGAAUGGCAACCGAGAACCCCAUGCUGCGCUAUGAAGUGAUUAAGAAGGAGCUAAGGGGACGCGAGUUGCACAUGUACAUGGGCAACAAAAUUGGCAGGCAGCGAAUGAUGCCGGAAUUCGACAUGAGCGGCAGCGGCAUUGGACCUUCCCGACAACAGCUUCACCACAUGGUCCAAUCGGACGGGCAACUAGAGGCCGCUGUGGUCGGCACCAUGUACGGCUUCCACGUUGCUGUACAAGAGUACAACAACCGCCGCCUGUGGAAGGGCAGCCGUACGGCAACCAGCAGCGACCCCGCGCCGCCACAAGAUUACGUGGCGCUCGUACACGGCGCCGCCAAGAUCACCGAGUACGGCAUCGCCAUUGGAUCCACGAACCCCGACUACUCCCUAGUCUACCACCUUGACAACAACAAGGAGGUGGUGCAGCUGCAGGACCCGCGCAACCACGUGUGGGUGUACUUCAGCACGGAGCGCGCCUGCCGACUGUUCUUAGACGUGGGCUCCUUGCCGUACGGCAUGGGCCUCAUGCUCAACGUCAUCCCCUACCUCCCGGAGGCGACCCCCGAGACCUACCUCAAGUUCGCCACCCCCUCCCUGGGCGCCCCCGCCGCCGUGAUGGACCGCUACGACACGCUGCCGGUGCCGCCGGGCGGGCGCCUGCAGCCGGGGCAUGCGGUGGCGGUGGCGCGGCAGGCGGGGUACCUGGCGGACCGCAAGCGCAUCCCCGUCAGCAGCCUCCCCGUCAGCAAGCGAGAUCCGGAGGGCGCCAUCCGCUCCCUCCUCACCCAGCUACGGGAGGCAGCGGAGCCGCCGCCGGCCCCGACGGCGCCGUCGGCAGCGGCCGCCGCCGCUGCCGUUCCGCCCUUGCCAGCCAAGGCAGCGGCGGCGGCGGCAGCGGCGGUCGCGUUGACGCCGCCGACGCUGGCGGCGGCGGUGGUGGCGGCAGCGGCGGAGUCGACGGUGGAGGCCGCCGCCGCCGCCAUCGCCAGCACCAGCAAGGCCCCGCGGGUACCCUUCCGCGACGGGCCCAUGGAGGACGUUGUACGACAGGCCUUGCCGUACUUUGAGUGCGCCUUCAACAACACCUACGCCGUACUGGAACAGGGCACGUACAAGCGCUACCCUGCUACGUUGGAUGGCAGCCGCUGCUUCGCCCCGUGGGUCGACCUGUCGGGGCUAGACCGCCGGCAGCCGCCGCCUGAUGUGAACAUCUCCGGCCCAGCAGGCAGGCGGAAGGCCUCAGGUCGCAGUGGCAAGAGCUGAUGAAUGGACGGGACGGUGGUGGAGGAUGGGGGCCGGGGGGUAAAAGGGGGCGAAACUAACCGGGAGACAAUGCUUCAAUAUGGGUUGCAACACGGUUGGGAAUAGAAGCUGGAGAGGAGAGCGGGAAGGAAGGUUAGGUGUGGUUGUAAAUGGAUGGACGACGUUUUGUGCAUCACGAGUUAAUGUGUGGCAAGGACAGCGUUGCGGGUGGGCCGGGUAAGUAAGAAAUUAGGGGCGGUUGGACUGCAGUUGUUGUUUGGGACUACUACAGUUGACAUCUUUCAAGCAUUGUAGGUAACGUGCAGCUUAGUUUGCGAGCAACUAGGCAGACUGCAGUAACAAUGUGCGGAAGGUAUCGCCCGCUUUCUGGUUUUGGGAUCCCUGUAACAGCCAUUCACGGAGGCACGAACCCUGAGCCUAAAUCGGGGGUAUUGCCACGCGCUCAUGCAACACGACGAACAAUUCUAUUUGUCCAGAAUGAGCAACAAACAUCUUGGCUAUUUGCAGCAGCCACGAAAUCCAACACGUGUCCCAUUGUCC